AUGAUCACACGCAACUUUGUCAUCUACGUUGCAAUCUUCCUUUUCUGUCGUUAUUUCUCGUCUGACGAACUCACGGCGCUCUCGUUAUUAUUCUACCUGUUCCAGCUCUCGGUUCUUUGGCAAACGAGGCUCCAUCCUAUGGCUCUACGAUUCCCACCCAUAGACUUGCAACCAGUGAGUCGGCCGUUCUUCUCCCAGGAUCAGUCGGAGGGCAACUCGGCAUACUAUGAUCGCUUCGAUGAUCUGGCUCAAAGACCCGGUACCUCCGAUCGACUGGAGGCGCUGCGUUUCCUUGACCGGGUGGUGAACUACCUUGGCGAACGCCCGCACGACGAGGCCACCUACGAAAAUUUCUUUCAGCGGAUCUGCGAGCUCGGCCAAGACGAUGAAGCCGAAGUGCGCACGCGGCUUUUGGAAUACCUGCCGAUGCUGUUUGACGAGAUGCGAAAGUCGCCAAAAUUGGACCCUUACGUCGAUCGAUGCCUUACGCCGCUGCUAACAAGUGAGCUGAGGAAUUCCGCGGUGGUCAGGAAAGCUGCCCUAGAUGCUAUCGGCUUACUGUUGGAACAGCGACUAUUUUCCCCCGAAUCCCUCAAGCACCUCCUGGUUCCUACGCUUUUCUUGACGCUCGAAGAGCCAUCCAUUUUCGAUGAUAACUCGUCAACAAGCGGCAGUUUUGCCGAAGAGCUCGGAGUUGAAACGACCACGGUCAUCUGUCGCGUCAUCGGCAUGCAGUGCAUCGAUGACAAAGAGUGGAUCUUCCAAAACUUCGUCCCCAAGUACUCGCAGUUUCUGAUCGAAAAGCCGGCCACUUUCUACAUGCGAAAAACAGCUCUACAAAUCUUCGGCGAAUUGGCUCGCAACUUCGGCCAGGGCUUUGUGGAAAAGUUCCUGGUCCCUCAUCUCGUGUCGCUGGCCAAGGAUGCCGCCUGGGGUGUGCGGAAGGGCGUCGUCGAGAUUUUCGUCGAAAUGGCGGCGUACUCCUCGCCAGCCGUUCGCCGCGAGCUGCUUGUGCCUGCGUUUAUGCGUUUGCUCAAGGACGAUGUCACCUGGGUGAACAUGGUGGCCAUUCAAGAACUCGGCAAGCUGAUCUCCAUCUUUGCUGAAAGCAAAUUCAGCGGCCUCGCUCUGGAGGAUGGAAAGAUCGUCACAUGUUCCGAGGUCGAAGAUGCCCCGGCUGUCUUGCCACUGCUUGAUGAAUACGCCAAAAUACCGGCCGGGGCCUUUAUGCCUGCAAAAUCCGUGAACGGCAAGCCACCCAGCAGGCUGGAUUCUGGAAUGAUGUCGCAGUGGGAUGGUAGUGAUGGGCCCAAGAAAGGAGCCAUCCCCGUAACGGCUGCCGCGAUGGGCUGCUGUUCGAGUUUUGACGAUUUGAGCAGUCUGGGCCGCGAUGACGAGGAUUAUGAGAUGCUUGAAGAAGAUGAGGAAACUACAGAUCCAUUCAACGUCACGCUAUCGAACCUCGACAACGAUGACAGCGCAGACGCCUCAUUUCCUCAAACUUCGAACGAGACGUCACCCAACAAGCGCCAGUCACCGAAUAAAUGCCCGUCACCAAAGCAUUCGCCUUCCCCGAACCCGCUGGAUUAUUGGCGAACUUCCAUGGAAUUGAGCGAUACUGAUCUGCGGAAAUUUGGCAUCCUCACUCCGUUCGGUUUUCCGGGGCCCUCUUCGUCGUCACCUCGAGGAGUCACAAAAGUCGAAGAAAGUUUUCAGGAUCCGCCACUCGGCAACAACACCAUGGAACUGUUCGACAGCAAUGGUGAACAGCAAGAGCCUUCCGUCAGCAAUGAAAACGGGAAUCUGACCUUGGAGCUCUUCCCCAAGGCGGUCAUCAUGGAGGCGGAUUCGACCACCCCUGGCGAGGAGUUGAAUAACACCUCCGAUCUCUUCGCGAGCAGCGAGCCGACAUUAAACUGCACUGCCGAUCUCUUCGCGAACAGCGAAGCUCCAUUAAACUGCACUGCCGAUCUCUUUGGUGGAAAUUCAACGAAGAGUUCUGAAGAGCUCAAUAACACUUACCAACUCUUCGAUCAAUCCGCCAUGGAGUGCACGCCCGAGCUUCUGCCUGAUUCGACAAUGGAGCAUUCUGUGUCGUCUUCGCUGUCGUUGGACGAUGAUGGGAACUCGACUCUGACGUUGGAUGAUGACAGCGAUCUCAACACCUCUGGCCCCUCGGGCUUCCUGGCUAACGAGCCGCUUCUAACCGAUGCGCUGGGCCCGACCACGUCUUCGGAACUGCAUUUGGCGAAUGUGGUGCCCCUCGAAUUGGUGCAGUUUUUCGUUCGCGACGCUGGUGGCCUGGAGACGAACGUUUCUGAUUACAACAGGCACCGUGCAAAAAAUUUCCCGGCCGUCGCUUUCACAUUGGGCCAAAAGCACUGGUCGAUGCUCAGGGACACCUAUUUGAGGCUGGCUAACGAUACGCAGACAAACGUUCGUGCCACACUAGCCGCCUCGAUCCACAUCAUCGCGAAAAUCGUUGGCCCGGCGACAACAUUGAAAGAUCUGGUGCCAAUCUUCAACCGCUUCAAGGAGGACGACGAAGCCGUUCGCCAAGGCCUGCUGUCCAAUCUGUCCGAAUUCUUUGAGCAAGUGCCCCCGGAAGCCCGUGGUGAACUGCUGUACGAACUGCCCCAGAUGCUCCGCAUCGAUUCCACGGUCAAUUGGCGAUUCAGGAGUGAAUUUGCAAGCCAAUGCGACCGGCUGUGCCUCCUCUUCGGGUUGCAGGACAUCAACACCGGGCUGUCAGGGCUGGCUCUUACCCUGUGUUCAGACCGCAUCGCCGAGGUCAGGCAGGAGGCGUCCCGGCUCACCGCACACAUUUUGGGCCUGAUGAUCGAGAGCGAAUGGGUCCAAGGCGUCGAAGAGAUGGAACAGUCUGGAAUGCGCUGCACGGAAGCGUUCGUUGCCGACAUCGUUCGCGGUUUUGCCCGUUCCGGCACCUCAAGGAGGCGCAUCACUUUUGCUCGUAUCUGCGAGUUUGCCCUCCAGCAUAAGUACAUCAGCAAGGAACACUACUGCGCCUAUCUCCUCGACCAUUUGACGUUCAUGGCCAAAGAUCAAGUGCCAAAUGUGCGGCUGGCCGUUUGCCGCGUGCUGCUGAUUGCCGGGGAGAUGACCGCAACGUGCGCGAAGACACAGGUCGACGAGGCGCUUGCCGUUCUGGUGGAAGACGAAGACGCAGACGUGGCUCGAGCGGCUCGUCACGUCCGUGAUGGCGAUCGAGUCUACGAAGAAGAAGUCGCCCAGCCAAUCGAUGUCACCGCUCGCGGCGCCAAGAUCCAAGCAAACGAAGAAGCCUAUUUCGCUUCGCUGUCCGCCCACGUGACGGGACGUCGCAACGAGGACGUCGUCAUGAAAGAUGCCAACCCGUCGUCCGCGGCA
Molecule: messenger RNA, 3387 nt
Organism: Mesorhabditis spiculigera
Lineage: Eukaryota; Metazoa; Nematoda; Chromadorea; Rhabditida; Rhabditidae
Source: the annotation of a GenBank genome assembly